AUUUUUUGGGUAGGCAUAUUAUGAACUAUUAAGUUAUAGUUCUUAGUUUUUUAUACAAUAUAUAUAUGAAUGACCUAACAAAUUUUAUUAUCGUUUUAUCGUCAAUCGAGUGAUUUGUAUUAACUGCAGGAUGGCGGUUUUACAAGACAACAUAAAUAAUAAUCGAAACUUGUCAGACCAUAUUUUAGUGUUAAACAGAAUCGAUGUUACAAAUAUAUUUAAUUUACCCUUGAAAGCUACUCAAAGAAUAAAAGUAAGAAAUAUAAAUUUUCAUAUAAAUAUUUUGUACUUAAUUGUCUAAUAAUCUACUAUUUUUAGUAUACAUGCGUUGAAGUAUCACAAAACUUUAUCAUUUUUGGUGCAUCCAGUGGUGGAUUAUAUGUAUUUCGUAGACAACCUUGUGAAUUUUUACAAUUACUUCCAAAUAAAGUGAGUAUUAAUAUAAUUAUAAAAUACAUCUAAAGUAGUAUGUAUAUUUUAUUUGUCGUACUUGAUAUACUUACAUCAUAAGUUUAUUUUUACCAUACUAUACCACGGACCAUUUUAAAUUUAAAAUGGGUGUUUUUCUUUCUUAAUUUUUAUAAAUAUGGACUAUAAAUUAAAAAAUUUAUGUUAUACUCAAUUGAAUUAUUAAAUGAAUUGACUUCUCUUUUCCUUAUUCAAAAGUUUUGUUAUUUUCAAUUUGUUCAUCAAGUAAGUAAUAAAUAACUAUUUGUUUAAUUGUAAGAUUAUCAUUUGUUUUAAUUCAGAUUGAAUACUGUUGGUUUUGUACUUAAAGUUCAGUUAUUUUUUAAUGCUGGUAGAAACUUGCAAAAAUGUUGGGAUUUAAAAUUUAAUUUAAUCUCAAUUCCUACUCAAUUAUGUGGCCACUUCAUGAUUUUCAAGUUUCAUAAAAAUAUGAAUUGUUUAUUUGUAUUUAUUAUAAUGAUAUAGUAUGAUUUUUUUUUUCUUUUGUGGGGUGAGGAGGGUAUGUAAUCAACAAGUUUUGUUAAGCAAUUUUUUUUAAAAUUUACCAGUUUGAUGACUUGAAAAAUUAUAAAUAACUCACAAAUUAUUAGGACGUACAUUUAGAUUCUAACAAAAUCUAUUCCAAAUAUAAUGAUUUACUAUGGCUUUAGAUUUUAAAAUUAUAAAAAUUUAAUUAGUACCUUUACUUUUAAUCCGAAAAGUAGCAAAAGAACAUUGGUUGAAACAUUUGUGUUUUAUAAUUUCAUAAAGAUUAUAAAAAUAUUUAUUGAGAUCUAUAUUUCAAAUUUAUUCCAUUAAUAAUUUUUUUGAUGUUUAAAAUUUAUACAUUUCAUAAUUUUUCUACACAAAAUUAUGUUUGGUAUUAACAGGAAGGAUCUGUGACACAAAUUGUAGUUUCUAAAGAUGAAGAUCUGAUUGCGUUUGGUACACAAAAGGGCAUUGUAUGCAUUUUACAGAGAAAUGAAAACGGUAUUGGUGCAAAGCUGUUAAAUAAAUCUACCGAACACUUAGGAUAUGAAAUCACUGCUAUGGAAUGGACAUCAAAGAAUCAGCUAUAUUUUGGCGAUUGCAAUGGAAAAGUUACAUCAAUUUAUGUAUCAUUGUUUGUUGUGAGUUUAAAUUCAUAUUUUUAGCAUGCUUAAUAAAUUUUAACAUAUAAUUUAAUAGCAUGCUUAAUUUACAUAUUUAAUAUUUUACAGCGAAAAGCUAUUUUCCAAACUCCACCAUAUACCAUGAUUGAAUUGGAUUCAAAAGUAAUUCAAAUAGAUAGCUCCGAUGACAUAUUAGUGAUCUCAACAUUGACCAGAUGUUACGUCUGUGAUAUGUAUAAAGAGCAGUUUAAACAAAUUGGACAAAAACCUAGGGAUGGUGAUUACGGUUGUUGUAUUGUUGCAUGGAAUGAAAGAAAAAUAUUUUCAGCACGCCCAGGUUCUAGAAUUUGGGAAGUUGAGUUGAAUGGUGUAGUAAAAAGCACACAUCAACUUAAGUACUGUCUAGCAAUUCCUCCAACACUUAAUAUUUGUGGACAAGAACCGAUUGAGUUGUCACAAGUUUCUGAUAAAAAUUGGCCACCACAAUCUCUUAAUUUUAAAAAGUUGUAUAAAAUUUGGGAAAAUUGUUUACUUACAUAUACAUCAAAUAGUAUAUUUAUUUUUGAUAUGUUGAAAAUAAAUGUCCUUUUAUGGUGUAAUAGAUAUAACAAUGUACAAAAUGUCAAGCACAUUAAUGACACUUUAUAUAUAUGGUCUUCAAAUGGUCAGUUGAUUGUUGAACAGAUUAUUCCUCUUCAGAAUUUUUUGGUCAAUUGUUAUGAAAGUAAUGAUUACAGAAAAUGUAUUACAUUGAUUGAACAUUAUUAUGAUAGAAUAAUAGAAAAAAAAUCUAUUAUUGAUGAGCUAUACCCACUAGCUGAUAUAAGUACAAAAAUUGAGCUGCCAGUUAAUACAAACAGUUUGAUCACAAAAAUAAAAAAAAUUAACUAUUUAAAACAGACUUUUUUUAAAUUACCAUCAGGAAUUUAUUCGUUGACAAAUUAUGUAUAUGUUAAAAAAAAACAAACAUUACAAAGAAGCCACAGUUUAUUUUCUAUUAAAUCAAAUAAAUCAAUAAAGCGUUCCAAGUCAAUGGUGAACAUACACUUAGAUUUUAAUACAAUUAAAAAGUCUGAACAGUAUCCGCAUAGUGAUUAUUCCAAAUUUACAGAUAAACAUAUUUUUGAUCAGUUAUAUAUGGAAUUAAAUAUUUCUUCAAUUCCCUUUGUGUCACUAGCUACUUCUGAUGCCUUUCACGAUACUCUUAUGGAAAUAGGUUCAAAUGUUACCAAUCAAAUUGUGAAAAGUAGUAAAACUCUUAAAGAUACACUAAAUAAUUUAACUACAACUACUAGUAAAAAUGAUUUAGUACCUUAUGAUGUAUCAGAUAUAACUAGACGGUCUGAACCACAACCCAUUAAUGAGAAUGAAGUAGAUUUUCCAAACUAUAAAUUGGAUCUUGAACAUCGUGAAAAACUCAAUUUAUUACCAAUUUUAAAAAUUUAUGAAAAAUUACAAAGCAAUCAUGAAUUUGAUAUUGACUGUUUACAAAGCUUAGUUAGUGGUGUAAGAGAAGUGAAAUCUAAUUUAGAAAGUAUUUUACAAGUAAAACAUAAAAGUUUUCCAUUCAGACAAUAUUUGAAAGAAAAGCAUUUGAACACCAUUAAGAAAGCAGUUAAUGAUAGUUUCAUAAGCAAUUUAGUAUUAAAAUGGGCUGAUAUAUAUGCUGAAGAUACUUUGAUUGUUAAUCAAUUUGAUUAUCCAGAAUUUCUGUUGUACUAUUUAACCGAAAAUGAUUUUAAAAAAGAUAUUAAACUCGGGGAGUUUAUAACACUAUUUAGUCAAAUUAUGGAACUAAGUGGUAUAUUCAAUUUUUUGUUAAAUGAUAACUUGAAAUGUUCUUAUGCAAUAUUUUGUACAAUCUUGGAAAUGAGCUGCAAUAAUGAUGAAAAAACUGUACCAUUAUUAAUGUACUUGAACUCUAUGUAUGUAUUUUUGAAAUUGGACCAAAUUGAAUCAUUCCGUACACUUGGAUACAAAAGAAACAUCAAACCAAUAUUUGUAUUUUAUUUAUUAAUGAAGUUUUCUGUUCAUUUAAAGUCCAGCAAUCAAAAAAAGUGCAAUACAAUUUUUUUAUCCUAUUUAUCACAUUUAAAUGAAAACUAUUUCAACGAUUUUAAUGUUCUUUAUUAUGCUGUUUAUAGUUUUGUCGCAUUAAACCAUAAUGAGACUAAGAAUUUAUGUAAAUGUGGAUUUCCUUUGAGCAAUAUCAAUGGUAAAUUCAAAAAGCUUGGGAAAAUACUUAUUGAAUAUUUAUCUACUGUCAAUAUUGAUUUGGAGCAGUUACAUGUAAUUUUACAUACAUUUUCAACGUGUGAUUCUUCCACAAAUUCUCUAGACGAUGUUAUUAAAUGUUUUUGUAAACAAGUACCUCAUUUAUGGCAAUUAGUUCUAGAAUCCACUAUACAAUUGAAUAGUUCUAAGUAUACAAAAAUUAUUCUUUCGAUUCAUUUGGGUUUGGUGGAUCAAUUGGAUGUUUAUUUGAAUAACAAAAGUGAAAAAUUAUUUGAUAAAAUCUUUACAUUAAAUCAUUACUUUAAGAAUGGUCUUUGUUUAAACUGUGGUAAUGUUAGUGGAAAAAAUCAAGGGAUUACAUGGACUGAUUUAGCUGCAUUGGCAUUUCAAUAUUUAAGUCCAGAAGAAAUGAAACAUUUGAUGCACAAACAUAGAAAUAAUAUACCACGAGGAGAUAUUGAUAGUUGGUAAUUAUUUUCUGAUACAGAUUUUAGUAGAGUUUUUAAAUUAAAAUUAACAAACUGAUAUUUAUAUUUUAGGUUUUAUCAGAGCUUUGUAUUAACACAGUUGGCAGGUUUAAAUUCAAAAAAAAUUGUGAUACAAACUCUCAAACAUCAUAAUAAUAUAUCAAUGAUGAAUAUAAAAGUAAGGAUUAUAAUUUGUCAAUAAAUAUUUUAUGUACGUACAUUUAAUUUGUAUAUAUAUAUAUAUUUUAUUUUUGGUUUAUAGAGCUGUGAGAAUAUUUUAACUGUUUUGGAAGAAGAAUUGGGUACAACUAUUGAAUUUAAAAAUCUGUAUUCUAAUAAAUCGCACUGGGGUACAAAAAUAGAUUUUAAGAAUGGUUAUUGUAUUUGGUGCUCAUUACCAUUGAACUCUGAUCCUUUAAUUCGAGGCAAGAAUAAUGGACUUGUGUCAUUUAAAUGUGGUCACUCUUUUCAUACUGUGUGUGUUCGCCAACAAACUGAUAACAUUCAAUGUGCUGUUUGUCAUAGAAAAUUAAUCUAAUGAAUUAAGUAUGUUAUUUAUAAUAUAGUGCUACAAAAUUAUUGAUAUAUAUAUAUAUAUAUAUUUAUACUGUUGGUUACUUUCACUCUAGUCCAAUUAAUUGUUCUCAUUUGAAAGUUAAAUAAUUCAAUUCCAUAAUUUUUAAAGUGAAAUAUCAAAACAAGUAUUAUUAGAAAAUAUUUAUAAGAAACAAUAUUAGAAAAUAAAUUUAGGUAAUAGUGAACAAAUAUUUGUUAUUAGAUUAGGAAAUUUAAACAAAAAUUAGGGGAUUAAUUUAAUUUUCACUAGUUUUUGGAAUUAUUUAAAAUUAUUGUAUGGUUGGGUAUUUUAUUUUGAAUUUAGAAAAUUUCUAAAAAUUAGAUUUAUUUUUUAAUUUUUGUGAUAUGUGAUACAUGUAAUUAUAUUUAUUACUGUACAUAUUUUAAAUAAUAAAAUAAUAAAGUAAACACAAAAUUAUUAAAAUGGUUAAUACUCGUAAAUAAAUAAAGUAAAUAAAUAUACAUAAAAUAUAUGUAUAAAAAUAAAAUAAAUAAAUGCAUUGCCUGGAGUUUUAUGAUAAGUGUAUCUUAUGACUGGUUUCAAAUUAAAAAUCCAUCGUCAAUUAUAUGAUAGUCAAAAUGUAAAACGCGACUGCUGUACAUUGCAUGUAUAUUUAUUUACUUUAUAUAUUUUAAAUACCGAAGUAUAUUUUAGACUCAUAAUCAAUUAAAAAGAAUAGCAAAUUUAAUAUAUUUAUGAACUUAUUAAAUCAUGAUAUAACUAUUAGUAUAUAUUUAUGAAGUUGUUAAAUAAUAUUAAUUUAAUAAGUCUGAAUAUUUGAUUAUUUAGAUAUUUGUAGUACUUAUAUUUAACAAAAACCGAAUUAUUUUCUCUGUUAUAAUUUUUAUUUUGUAUUUAAUAUCAUAAAACUAUGUCAUGUUGUUAAAAAUGGUGAAU
Molecule: messenger RNA, 5735 nt
Organism: Cinara cedri
Lineage: Eukaryota; Metazoa; Arthropoda; Insecta; Hemiptera; Aphididae
Source: the annotation of a GenBank genome assembly